AGUAAACAGGAGAACAUGGCCAGAAGUACCCUGGCCGCCCCGCUGUUAGUGAUCACCACCCUUGUUGUUGCGUAUCAGUUGAAGGUCAGAAGCCAGAGAGGUGAGUGGGGCUGGCCGGUGCUGGGGGCGCUGAUGCCCUCUGGGAUCUCCAUGGAGGAACACGCCACCAACCUCAUGCAGAAGUACGGCGACAUUUUCACGUGGCGGCUGGGGAGUCGAACCAUGGUCUUCCUCAACAACUUCCAGCUGAUCAAGGAAGCCUUCUCCAACCCAAGCCUGCAAGACCGACCUCACUUCUUCUCCUUCGACUCCUUCAGUAGCUUCAAGAAGAUCGGCUUAUUCAACAGCAACGGCCUGACGUGGCACAACAACAGGAGGUUCUCCCUGCGUCAGCUCAAGGACCUGGGAAUGGGCAAGUCCAGCCUGAUGGAGGCCAUCCAGAACGAGGCCGAGAUGCUGGUAGAAGACUUUGGGAAGCACACAGGGACACCACAACCCAUCCCCUGGUCACUCAAUGUUGCUGUCCUAAAUGUUAUAUGGAAGAUUGUCUCAGAUAUCCGGUUUGAUGUGGAUGACCCCAAAGUUCAUAACUUCAACAAGCUUAUCCACGAUGCAUUCGAGCUGUCGCAAGGUGGCAAUAUAAUAUUCGACAUGUACCCUUGGAUCAUACCCAUUGCUCCUAACUCUCUCAGAAGACGACUUGGAGUAGAAGAUAUGCUUCAUUCAUUUUCUUCGAUCAGAGAUUAUGUAUUGAGAGUGGUGGAUGAGCACGAGGCCAAACUAGACCCCAACAAUCCUAAGGACUACAUAGACAAGUACCUGGUGGAGAUGGCAGCACAGCAAGGCCACUCAGAGUCUAUCAUGAACAAGGAGGACCUGUGGGUGCAAGUAGCAGAUCUGUUCACAGCCGGGAGUGAGACAACCAACCAGACACUUCGUUGGGUCCUAAUGUACAUGGCCAAGUACCCUGAGAUCCAGGCCAAACUUCAACACCAGAUUGAUGAGGUGGUGCCCAGGACACACCUUCCCUCCCUCCAAGACAAGCCCAGACUUGCCUAUCUUGAAGCUGUGAUCAAUGAGGUGAGCCGACAAGUAUCCUUACUACCCUUGGGAGUGUCUCACUCUGCAAUUACUGACACCCAACUUGCUGGCUACACCAUACCAAAGGGCACAAUAAUCAUUCCUAACGUCGAAAUGUGCCACAAUGAUCCAGCCUACUGGGAGAAGUCUAACGAAUUUUAUCCAGAACAUUUUCUCGAUAGUGAAGGCAAAUAUGAUACCAAGAAGAAGAGUUACAUUCCCUUUUCCAUUGGUCGACGAGUGUGCCCUGGUGAGGCUUUGGCCCGUAUGGAACUAUACCUUUUUCUGUCAGCACUUCUACAGAACUUCACUUUCUCAGUUCCUGAAGGAGAAGAACUGGACUUGAAGAAGGAUCCCAGAGUGAUAUUGUUUAAUUUUCCCAAACCUCUCAACAUCAUCAUUAAUAAAAGAAAAUAAUGCAGAGUAAGCAGGAAAUUAUUAAGAAAAAGUGCCAAGUCUGGGAAGCCACGAUAUUUUUCUUUUUAAUCCAGUCAUGAAGACCUUGUCCCAAAUCCAACCAUGAAGAUCUUUUCCUAAACCCAGCCAUGAAGACCUUGUCCCAAAUCUAACCAUGAAGAUCGUUUCCUAAACCCAGCCAUGAAGACCUUGUCCCGAAUCCAGCCACGAAGACCUUGUCCCGUAUAUCGCCUUGAAGAUCUCACAAUCAUGAUCACUAAAUCAUGAAUAUGAAUUUUUCUCAUUCAUUUUCUAAACAAACACUGGGUCCCAUUGCAUGAUGUGCCGAGGCAAGGCUGUGUGCUGUGGCUGUUUGUCUCACUUUGGCAAAAUCCGCCGGACUGCUGCCCAUGACUGCUGAGUUAGUCUCGAGGCCCUCACACCCAGGAAAGGUGCCCAAGAUUUAUAUUCCCUUGAUGAAAUCUGUUCACUGGAGACCUCGGAAAUAAGCAGUCUGUACCCACAGAAGUUUCAAAUCUCAUAAUAGACCUAAAAGCGUUAAAAGAUCACUGUACUCACCCCCCAAUGAAGCGACCCUGGUCACUGUGUUGAAUAUUAAAGGUUAAAAUCUGAUAAUUUGGUAUGUAUCGUGCACACUUUAAUUUCUGUUAUUUUCGUAAAAUGUUUUCCAGAAAUUGAAUGUCGAGUAAAAGGAUAAUUAAUAUAUAAUAUAAAAACUAUGACAGGUAGGCAGGGUUUCUUUAUUUAUUAAAGAAAGACAAUAUGUCAUUGUUUAAUAAGUGAAAGUUUUAUGGUUGCUGCCAAUGUGCUAAAUAAUAGUCAAGUCAGAGGAUGAUAGGUAUAGAAAUGGUACAGCAAUGAAUCAAUAAUGAAGCCUGGUUCUAACUUAAUGAUGCACAAUUCUGCUGUUAACUAAUAAAGAGAAAACCUUUAUUUAGAAACAUAUUAAUAAAGGAAAAAAGUUGCUUUGACCACCAAAUGGACAAAUGGCCUGCUAUGUGAGCAGAGAAAUUUUAACGGAGUUUGUAUAAGCUAUGCGUAUGAGGCAACAGUAUAACUGAAGAAAAAAAGUAACUAUUUCUUG
Molecule: messenger RNA, 2581 nt
Organism: Procambarus clarkii (red swamp crayfish)
Lineage: Eukaryota; Metazoa; Arthropoda; Malacostraca; Decapoda; Cambaridae
Source: RefSeq, a predicted model, not a curated record